Molecule: messenger RNA, 921 nt
Organism: Guyanagaster necrorhizus
Lineage: Eukaryota; Fungi; Basidiomycota; Agaricomycetes; Agaricales; Physalacriaceae
Exons: 1
Coding region: 1-921 (306 amino acids)
Source: RefSeq, a predicted model, not a curated record
AUGUCCCAGCUUUUCUGUUCCGUUCCUUUACUACGCUCGGUCAAAAUAGCUGGCGACUUCUUUGACGAACUAUCGCUUCCUCUUCAUCAACUCACGACCAUCAAUUUCAAACCUCAGCGAUGCCGGACUUCUGAAACAUCCCUGUUCUAUGAUUGUAUUGGUAAAGGGGCGGAACUGGAAUCAUUCACCUUUGAAAGGAUCUAUGAGGGUCCUUCGGACGUGCAGAAAUUUUCGGGACCAUUACCGGAAAUAACCCAUACAAAUAUCCGACAGCUUUCACUGCGAUACGAUAUCCCCACAGAUCUGAAGUAUUGUAUUUUUCCAGCACUGGAGGACCUGUCUCUUUUUGCUUGUCUUCAAGAACAGCAUUCGGGACUCAGUUGUACUGUACAUGAACUUGGAAUGAUCUCCAAAUUUCUGAAGCACUCCAAACCCUGUCUUCGAUCCUUCGCUGUGUACAGGCCUCUGGCUUUACCAGUUUUCAACGAUAUCGCCAUGGGGACGUUUACAUCCCUCACAGAUCUUGUCAUUGCCAUAAACGAGGAAAUGUCAACUGAAAUAGUGCAAAUAUUGGCCGAGCCUUCGUUCGUCCCAUGUCUUCAGCGAUUGUCCCUGCAUAUCUGCUGUACAGCAAGAUCAUUAUUUGAAGAUGAUUCACUAUAUGAUAUGACUAUAUCUCGACACAAAUGUGGGCUGCAAUCGCUGGUCUUGUCGGUUCCAGACACCGAGGCUUUGAGGACCUAUCGCUUUCCGGAUAAUUCUGACUGGAAGGGGUGGUUGUUGCAGGUAUAUAAACUGAAAGAAACUGGAUUGGGAGUGAUCUUCUCAUUGGAUAAAGCAGACUUUUUUGAUGAAGAAGAUGCAUCUAAUGAGUUUGCGAAUUGGCUUAAUGUUUGGACUAUUCUGGAUCGUUUCGCCUAA